AGGGUUAUAAAUACUGACCUUACUGUCUCCAUCACACUUAACCAUGGCAGAUAAGAGUACGAGCUCCCGGUUGCCAGGACGCAGGAAGGAGAGAGCGAUGGAGAAGGAGACAGAAGUGGAGGUGAAGAAAGAGAGUGGUGAGGGUGAGACGAAGGCAACGGUGAACGGGGCAGGAGAAGCCGCGGCUAAUGGGGAUUCAGCCGCUAACAGUGAGACCACCAGUGUCGAGGGGGCACAGGGCAAGCCGGAACCCAUGGAGUUGCCCCCAUUCGAGACCAUUACAGGAGACCGCCUCCAACCCUUCCCCUUCAAGUUCCAGUUUAAGAAUGUAGAGUACUCGUCCGGCCGGAACAAGACCUUCCUGUGCUACCUGGUGGACCAGGGGCGUGGCAGUGAUGGGGUGCUGCGUGGCUAUGUGGAGGACGAGCAUGCAAGCGCUCAUGCCGAGGACAUGUUCUUCCAGCUGAUCCUCCCAGACUAUGAUCCGUCCAUCAACUACAACGUCAUUUGGUACGUUUCGUCCAGCCCCUGUUCCGCCUGUGCUGCCAGGCUAGUGGACAUCCUGCAGGAGCGGAAGACCCUGCGCCUUGCCAUCUUCUCUGCCCGGCUCUUUGAGUGGGAGGAGCCUGAGAUCAGGGCGGGGCUGAAGGCACUGGCAGGGGCAGGGUGUAAGUUGCGCGUGAUGAAGCCCCUCGAUUUCUCAUACACGUGGGACACGUUUGUGGAGCACGAGGACCAGAGAUUUACACCAUGGGAGGACUGUCAGGAGAACUACGAGUACUACCAGGAGAGACUGGCUGAUAUUCUACAGUGAGCGAACCUGAGGAUGAAGAUCAGAUAAGAGCUGAAGACACACCCCUUUCCCAGAGCCUUGAGAAGAGCAAGAGUGUGCGUGUGUUUGUGUGUUAGAGUGUUUGGUGCAGAAUUGCUGAAAGAGUCUGAUAGAGACUACACAGGCUUUUGUCUGUUCCUCUGAAAGAGAGCAUUUUGGAGCCAGAAAUCUCACACAGAAAACUUUCAAUGUAAGCUGCAACAAUUCUUGUUUUGUUACAAAGAAUUUUAGAUUUUUAUCAGAAAAGACCUUUAAUACUACCAUGAUGGUGAUAUAGAUGAAUAUGUCAGGUAGUGAAGUUAAAAAGCUUUGUAUAGAUAUUAUUGUGUAUUUAAACAUUUUGUUGUUGUUUUGUUUUAGUUACAAUUAGAUAUUGUAAUAUACUUUAAGUCUGUAAGUGCACCGCACAAAAUGUUCCCUCUGCAUAAUGUUUAUUAUUCAUAUUUCUAAGCUAAAGCAUUUUAGGAGCAAUACAUUUUAUGAAAUAAGACAGGAUAAAAAUGUAUUUGUAUGUGUUCAUGAGGUUAAAGGACACCACAAUAAAAAGUGGUAUUCUUUUUGCACCAAGAAUUGCAGGAAUCAAUAACUGUAAGCUGACACAAAUUUUAUUUUAUUAAGAUUAUUUUGAAUGUGCCUUUAGCAAAAGAAAAAACAUUUUAAAAACAUCAUUUCAUUUC
Messenger RNA from Electrophorus electricus (electric eel), 1509 nucleotides. RefSeq names its product apolipoprotein B mRNA editing enzyme, catalytic polypeptide-like 2a (gene apobec2a). Gene Ontology annotation, cellular component: nucleus; cytoplasm. The record is from RefSeq and is a predicted model, not a curated record. Gene Ontology annotation, biological process: cytidine to uridine editing. NCBI's taxonomy places the organism in Eukaryota, Metazoa, Chordata, Actinopteri, Gymnotiformes, Gymnotidae. Gene Ontology annotation, molecular function: RNA binding; cytidine deaminase activity.